AUGCACGGUCCCGGUGCAAGCGUUAGUGCAUUGGAAAUGGGAACGUCCUAUUCCAUCGCCCACGAAGCUAGAAGAAGAUCUUCUGGAUCAGUGUCGGAAGACGGAAACUGCUUUUUUGUUUCAAGCUUAACUUACUUCGAUGAUAUGGUUUGGACAGGAACUUCAGAUGGAUACGUUAUACUAUACUCCGUCGGUAGAAAUGCGAAAAGAAAUGCUCCAAAGUACAGUCUGAAAAAGUAUCCAACUGGAUGCCGACUGUCACCUGAGGGAGCUUGCGGUGUAGUUAAUCGAUCUCAAAUGUGCUACAUUCCAACGGACGAAGAAGCCAGGGGAGAAGAAAUAAUGUCUUUAGCCGAAGGAGUUCGAAGACCAAGUCGUGUUUCAAUAAGCAUAGAUGUUGGUACGCAGCAGUAUAUUGUUUGCCGCAAAUCGUUAGAACGCAAGGAAGAAGGCAGUCAUGAGUGCGACGGGUUGGAUAUUUGUAGCGGCCACGAUGGAUGUCUGAAAAGAAGGAAAGACGCAUUAAUAGGGAAGAUUCCGGAAAGGCCACCCUUGAGUCUGCAGCGUUUUUCCAGCUGUUCGUCGAGAGAUCACUGUGCACCUAGUUACGAUCAUAAUGCUUUCAGUAUUAAUUCUGACACUUCUGCUUUCACGAUAGAAUCUACGGGAUCGAGGAAAAAGUUAAGCAGACGAAUCAGAGAGACGAAGAGGAUAAAUCCAGCAAGGUCGCCAAUAGCGUCCAGCAGUAAUGUAUCCAUGGAAUAUGACGACUUAUUUGAAAUGUAUUCCGAUGAAGAUUAUAAUCAAGUUUACGUGCAGAAUCCGAUCACUGCUAUCUCAACAACAACUAAGUUAGGCAUGUGGAGUGAAUGCAGUUGCUCCUGUGUCAAUCCUCUUCGACGUAAAGACCUCGAAUUUGAUGAUCCCGUUGUGUUGGCAAUUCCAGAAUCACUGAAGGAAAAACAUAAAAUAGCAUCGCCAUCGUCUGAUCGGAAUGACUCGAUUCUGCAUGAAGAAUUCCAAGAAGUAAAUUCGAGCUUCGGGCUCACUGUUGUUAUGAAACUGAAGAUUGCUGAUAAGCCUGUUAAGAAAAUGGCAACCACAAGGAUUGGAGAUGACGACAUGCUGUUGACUUGUGCAGGAAGUUUUUCGGAGGAGGAGUCUCUAUUGCUGUGGCGAAAAGAGCCAAUAUCAGGCCUUUGGAUAAACGACCCGAUUCCACCUUUGCCUGUGCGCGAUCAAACGUAA
Molecule: messenger RNA, 1248 nt
Organism: Haemonchus placei
Lineage: Eukaryota; Metazoa; Nematoda; Chromadorea; Rhabditida; Trichostrongylidae
Source: the annotation of a GenBank genome assembly